AUGGUUCGGACCUUGUGUGCUCUGCAACAUGACUCCCCCCGGAAACGGCAUCCGCGGCUGCUUGGUUCCGCUGUCGCUGGAGUCUUCGAGGGCCGUCCCCCGUCACCGAGGUGCCGCGGCGCGGGUGGGAGCAAGAGGCCUCCCUCGCCGUGCGUGGUCCGCGCAGCCGGCGGGAAACGAGCGUGCACUGGAAAGCCUAGGGUUGCUGCGACUUUCCCCAGCGCCAUGGCAGUCCCAGGUUGCAACAAGGAUAGUGUUCGAGCAGGCUGUAAAAAAUGUGGCUACCCUGGUCACCUGACUUUUGAAUGCCGCAAUUUCCUCCGAGUGGACCCCAAGAGGGACAUAGUCCUGGAUGUCAGCAGCACGAGCAGUGAAGAGAGUGAUGAAGAGAACGAGGAGCUGGAUAAAUUGCAGGCAUUGCAAGAAAAAAGAAUAAAUGAAGAAGAGGAGAAGAGAAAAGCAAAAAGCAAAGAGAAAAUCAAGUUGAAAAAAAAAAGG
Molecule: messenger RNA, 498 nt
Organism: Molossus molossus (Pallas's mastiff bat)
Lineage: Eukaryota; Metazoa; Chordata; Mammalia; Chiroptera; Molossidae
Gene: SREK1IP1
Product: SREK1 interacting protein 1
Molecular function (GO): zinc ion binding; nucleic acid binding
Source: RefSeq, a predicted model, not a curated record